This is a messenger RNA of Lates calcarifer (barramundi perch), 2386 nucleotides long. RefSeq names its product PC4 and SFRS1 interacting protein 1a (gene psip1a). Bases 184 to 1713 code for a protein of 509 amino acids. Gene Ontology annotation, cellular component: nucleus. Gene Ontology annotation, molecular function: double-stranded DNA binding; transcription coregulator activity. Gene Ontology annotation, biological process: regulation of transcription by RNA polymerase II. NCBI's taxonomy places the organism in Eukaryota, Metazoa, Chordata, Actinopteri, Centropomidae. The transcript has 17 exons. The record is from RefSeq and is a predicted model, not a curated record.
GGUACAGUCCGUCGACGUCCUGCGCGGGAGCGGAAAACGUGCAUCCGACUGUGCGGAAAAGGAGCUGUGUGUUUUCCUGGUAAAAAAAAAACGGAGCUACAUCACUAAAUUACUGAACUAUAAGUAAUAUUCAUCUUUAAUCCAGACGCCUGCGGACAAUAGAGCUUUGCUUACUCCUUCAGCAUGGCUCGAGACUGGAAACCCGGUGAUCUGAUUUUCGCCAAGAUGAAGGGUUAUCCUCACUGGCCUGCAAGAAUCGAUGAAGUCCCAGACGGCGCUGUGAAGCCGUCCAACAUCAAGUUUCCUAUCUUCUUCUUUGGCACCCAUGAAACAGCAUUUCUUGGCCCAAAAGACAUCUUUCCAUACCAGCCUAACAAAGAGAAGUACGCCAAGCCCAACAAGAGGAAAGGCUUCAACGAAGGAUUGUGGGAGAUUGAGAACAACCCAAAAGUUGAGCUCACUGCACCAAAGCCGGUUCCUCCAGAGUCUUUCCCUGAGAAGGAUUCAGACAGCGGUCCAGAGGGAGAGGAGGAUGUAGACGACAAGGGGAUAAAAUCCAAGGUUCCAGGAAGUGAGGCUGAGCAGGAGAAUGAGAAUGAGGAGGAGAAGGAGGAGGAGGAGGAGGAGGAGGAGGAGGAGGAAGGGUCUCUGAUCUCUGAGCAGGGUCCUCAGAACCAGGAUGGCGCUGCUCAGAAAGAAUCCACAGAUGUUCCCAAACCCAAGAGGGGAAGAAAGAAAAAGAGUGAGGCUGAGCAGGAGACUGAAAAAGACGAUGCUCCUGCUAGUCCUGUUAGUCCCUCAGGUGGAGAGGCUCCCAAACGAAGAGGCAGGAAGCCCAAAAGUGAGAAGUUGCUUCUGCUCCAGCAGCAGGAGCAGCAGGGCUCAGGAAGUGAAAUGGACACUGCUGAGUCAGAGAGAAAGAGAAAGAGGGCACCAGAGGACAAGUCCAAGAGUGUGGAGGAGGAGAAGAGAAAGAAGAAGGAGGACAGCAAAGGAAAGGAUGCAGAGGUGAAGGAGCCUGAAGCCAAGAAGAAGAAGCAGUCCAAGGACGACAGCUCGUCUGGCUCCGACGAUGAAGAGAAAAAUAAAGGCAGAAAGAAACAGCAAAGCUCAGACGUGGAUAAAGAUGCACGGCGGCGGAAAGCAGAUGAAUUAAGAGAGCCAAACAAAGAUGAUGGGAAGAAGACUGAAGAGAGGACAGGAGUGAAGAAAAAAGAAAUGUCGACUGACUUGAAGCUGCAGAGACUUCACAGUGAAAUCAAGAUUUCACUGAAAAUCGACAACCCUGAUGUGAAGAAGUGCUUGGAGGCAUUAGAUGAGAUCGGUGCCCUUCAGGUCACAACCCAGCACCUGCAGAAACACAGUGAACUCAUCGCCACGCUGAAAAAGAUCCGCAGGUUCAAGGCCAGCCAGGACAUCAUGGAUAAGGCCACCAUGUUGUAUAACAAGUUUAAGAGCAUGUUCCUGGUUGGAGAGGGAGACUCUGUGCUCAGCCAGGUGCUCAACAAGUCUUUAGCCGAACAACGGCAGCACGAAGAGGCCAAGAGAGGAGCACUGAAGAGAGUUGAACAAACGAAGGAAAACAACUCGGACAAGAUGACUAACGGUGAUACGAGCCCAGAGGAGAAGAAGCAGGAGGCCGAGAAGCUGCUAGAAGACACCUCGGCGGGAGAAAAUCACAGUGCCCCAAAACCUCAGGAAGAGUCCACCUGAGUGUCCCUACAUGCCUGAAGAAGAGAGAGGACGUUUGCUGCUGUACUCUUUUGUCCAAACUGGGCUCACCACCUGGGAUCUCCUGUCCAGUUUACUUCUGAUGACUGACAACGAUCACUGGUUUCCAGUUUACUGACGGGUUUUCGUCAGUUUUGCUGCUUCAGUACAUCAAACCCCUCCAACCCCUCGAGAUAACGACUGACUUGCAUAGUUUAUUUUUGUACUUUCUUUACCUUCAGACACCUCUUGAUUAACAGUGGAGAGAGUAUGAAGUCGUAGAUCUGCAGCACUGUGAACUUAUAGAGAGCGGGUUAGCACUGUUCGGUCCUAUGUUUCAACUUGUUAUCAUUUCUUUACAUUUAAUCUUUGCUUUUGACAUUUACAGAGCUUACAGUUUGAUCUUAACUUCACUUACAGCUGAUUUUGAAGAACAGAGGCGUAGCUGUAGUAAGAAACAGUCACCAUAUUAUUUCAUAGAUGCAUAUUCACUUCAGAUGGAAACACAGGAAAUUCUGGAGUUUGCCAAAGUUUCUUUUGCCAAGAAAAUGCUUUAUUCUCACAGUGUCUGUUUUAAAGUUGCUCUUCUUUUUAACAUAGAUGUAAAUAAGAGUAUUUUUGUGCCUGUCUGACAACCUGUUUCAGCAUCCAGUAAUAAAGUAGUACAUGUAGUUUA